This is a messenger RNA of Prunus armeniaca (apricot), 225 nucleotides long. The record is from the annotation of a GenBank genome assembly. NCBI's taxonomy places the organism in Eukaryota, Viridiplantae, Streptophyta, Magnoliopsida, Rosales, Rosaceae.
AUGUUUGGACGGUCAUAUGGAUGGCCUCGUAGAUUGACGAACAACACUUGCAGUUGUAGAAAGUUUCAGCUUGAGCAGCUACCUUGCAAGCAUGUAGUGGCAGUUUGCCGCUUCUUGAAAGUAAAGGUAUACUCAAAGGCUUCCGGGAUUACACUCGGAAACCUGAUGGAUGCUUAUUCCGAUAGCAUCUACCCGAUACAGCCUCACGGAAUGUGGGAAUUCUGA